Molecule: messenger RNA, 2617 nt
Organism: Pelodiscus sinensis (Chinese soft-shelled turtle)
Lineage: Eukaryota; Metazoa; Chordata; Testudines; Trionychidae
Gene: HIF1AN
Product: hypoxia inducible factor 1 subunit alpha inhibitor
Biological process (GO): negative regulation of Notch signaling pathway
Cellular component (GO): cytoplasm; nucleus
Molecular function (GO): ankyrin repeat binding; [protein]-asparagine 3-dioxygenase activity; peptidyl-histidine dioxygenase activity
Source: RefSeq, a predicted model, not a curated record
CAAGUGGUCUGUAUCAGUGUUUGCAAUUUCUGCCAAGAUUGUUUUUCUUUACUAGUGAAUCUCACAAAUGGAUAGAAAUGCCUUAGACCUAGGCUGCGCUACAAAGUUUUCCUGGAAUGGCUCCUAUUGGUUGGGAGCCAGUGGUCCUGACAGAUACAAACUUGGUGUAUCCUGCCCUGAAGUGGGACCUGGAUUACCUCCAAGAGAACAUUGGCAGUGGGGACUUCUCAGUGUAUAGUGCCAGCACAUACAAGUUCUUGUACUAUGAUGAGAAGAAAAUGACCAAUUUCAAGAACUUCAAGCCCAAGUCAAACAGGCAGGAGAUGAAGUUUAGUGAGUUUGUGGAGAGACUCCAGGAAAUACAGCAGAAAGGCAGCGGUGAGAGGUUGUAUUUGCAGCAGACACUGAAUGACACAGUCGGAAGAAAGAUUGUGGUGGAUUUCCUGGGCUUUAACUGGAACUGGAUCAACAAGCAGCAGGGGAAGCGUGGCUGGGGGCAACUGACUUCAAACUUGCUGCUUAUUGGCAUGGAAGGGAACGUGACACCAGCCCACUACGACGAGCAGCAGAACUUCUUCGCUCAGAUUAAGGGCCACAAGCGGUGUAUCCUGUUCCCUCCAGAUCAGUUUGAAUGCCUCUACCCGUACCCCGUGCACCAUCCGUGCGACAGGCAGAGCCAGGUGGACUUUGACAACCCUGACUAUGAGAAGUUUCCCCGUUUCCAGACCGUGGUAGGCUAUGAGGCCGUGGUGGGCCCGGGUGAUGUGCUCUACAUCCCUAUGUACUGGUGGCAUCACAUUGAGUCUCUGCUGAAUGGGGGAACCACCAUCACUGUGAACUUCUGGUACAAGGGUGCGCCCACCCCAAAGAGAAUUGAGUACCCAUUAAAGGCUCAUCAGAAAGUGGCAAUAAUGAGGAACAUUGAGAAGAUGCUGGGAGAGGCCCUGGGAGAUCCGCAAGAGGUGGGUCCCCUGUUGAACAUGAUGAUUAAGGGUCGGUAUGACUAGUCCCUGGCCACCUGGGUGACCAAUGGUGGAGCUGCUUCAUUCGCGAGUAAUGGAAGAUACUGAGCGCUAGUAUUGCACGCAGCACUUAAGACUCAUGGGCUGCUGGCCCAUCCCUGGCCCACUCCACAACAAAGAAGGGGACUACUGGAACUGCAAACCCAUUAGCCCACCUCCUUCCCUCUUCCUCACUGUCCUGCAACUGAAUCUCCUAAGACAGAUCCUUCCCGUAGUGAGCAGGAAUCCAGCUUCCACGAUGUGUGUUUCCCCUGGCUGCCGGGAGGAGCGGGCGCCUGGCACUCGAUGGCUUUCCUCUUCGGGUGGGAAGGGAGCCGGGAGUAGCUUGGUUUCCUCAGGCCCGCUGGCUGGGUUUCUGUGAGGGUGCCGGCAUGAGAUGGGACAGUCGGUCUGGAUAGGAAGAAGCCUUAGGUUCCAUGACCUGUUGGGUUCGAGGGCUUGGCCUUGCUGGGUCCUGGCGCUGUCAGACAGCGAGCAUGAGCAUGUGGUGACUUGUUUGAGGAGACGCUGCACAGAAGGCUUGGAACCCAGCCUGUGGUGGUGCGCGGGGUGUUGGGAGCUUGGUACCCUAGCAAGCUGUUCAAGUUGACCCUCUCCAGUGCGUGUGCACAUAAAGCCACCCUUUGAGUCCUGCGUCCGUCAGACGGCUCGCAGGGAGCCGCCUCUCUUGUUCACAGCAGCGCUCUCUGCAGAGUGACAGUCUCCUGCCUCCCAAAAGUGUUUCGGACGCGGUGAGGGAGACAGAAGCGAGGGCACUCACCAGCUCUGUCACGAGGAAGCCGUCAGUAUUGCUCUCGUGGGGCUUGAAGCUGAUGAACGCCCAGUUACUCUCACACACAGCUUCCCUCUUCUCCGGCAGGGGGUGCCGGCUUCCUGGCCAGCACGGCAAGUGCCCUUUGCUGAUGAACUCUGCGUGUUCUGUGGUGUGGCCCCCUUCCUUGCCGUCACGUGGGGGGGAGUUCCUGUCUCGUGUGUCCAUUUGUUUGAAUCCUUAGUGUGCUGCUUGGCACGGCAACUCUCAGAAUGAGAAGACGGCAUAGGAGCAGCAGAGCUUCCUGGUAGCGUCCUGGCAAUCCCCCUGAAAGCCGACUUGCCUUCCUAGUCCUUUCCCUGCAGAGCCUUCCAAACUCCCAUGGUGCCUGGCCUGGGCUUGCACUGCGCUGCUGUUUGGGAGAAACUUGGGGACUGCCCAUGGUUCUAGCUGAUCAUGGAGGUGAGAGCAGCUGGCUUGGAUCCCAUCUAGUCACCUCACUGGCAGGAAGGGUGUUCCUGUUCCUGGUUCCGAGUGUUUUGCCUCCGCUAGUGUUGAGGGGGUGACUGACGUUUGGGUUUCUGUGAAGUGUGUAGCCCAGGGAGGAGAUGUUGCUUGGGAAUCAGCAUUCUCUCCAUGGCUUGCAGUCCCGUUUCGUGGACCGUUCGCUGUGCCCUCUUAUGCUGGAGCAGAAGAAAGACUUGAGCAAAGCCGCAUUGCUGGGCAGCAUGUGGCCGGAGCGUCGGUGUCACUGUGUGUGGUGCUCAUAUCAAGAGAGGUGCCACGGGGCAAGCAGGAGUCCUGUUACCAAACCCCCCGUGUCCCUGACUUCGCAGUCGGUAAC